This is a messenger RNA of Homalodisca vitripennis (glassy-winged sharpshooter), 2109 nucleotides long. Its product is annotated as gustatory receptor 68a-like. NCBI's taxonomy places the organism in Eukaryota, Metazoa, Arthropoda, Insecta, Hemiptera, Cicadellidae. Gene Ontology annotation, biological process: sensory perception of taste. The coding region runs from base 590 to 1093 and encodes 167 amino acids. The record is from RefSeq and is a predicted model, not a curated record. The transcript has 4 exons. Gene Ontology annotation, cellular component: axon; membrane; neuronal cell body.
GAAUUCUGUCACCCUUCUAUUGCUGUACUGCACACAACUUGCCUUUCUCUUCCACUUCACUCAUGUAACUGAAAGUAUCAUUAUGGGUUUCAAGACUGUUAGUAACAAGAUGAGAGAGGAGAUUAUCUGCAACUUAAUUGAACGAACGGUGAUGCAGCGCAGCCUGGCUGAUGGUGACAUCUUUCAUACAACACGUUAGUAAAGUACUUGUUAAUUUUUUUGUAAUGCAUGAAGAGUGUCAUAACUAUAAAGGCAAAGUUAGUACUUAAAACUCCUCUCUUACGCAAUAAUAUAAUUGUUCACAAAUAUAAAGAAAAGAAUAUGGAGAAAAACAGAUAAGGAAAGUUAUUAUUAUUAUUUUUUAGCGAAAAGGUAAGUUCAUAUGGCUAUACCUUUUAGAGGCCAGAGUAAUAGAUACUUGCAUAACAUCUACAAUUAAUGACGACAAAUUUUUACAUUUGAGAUUGCAAAUAACAAAAUCCCACCCAAAAAAUUUGCACUUUUCAAGUAGAUUACCAUUCGUUUAUUUACAGUAAAAAGUACUAUAAUAUGGUUACUACCUAAAACUAAACAUUUCUUAUAUUUUUAUAUGAUAUUAGGCAAUACGGUAUUUAAGAUGGAGAAAAUGAAAUCUCUGAUGAACACCUACUGGAUGCUGUGUGACGCCGUACACCAGGCUAAUGACUUCUACUGCGAUCAGCUGAUGGCCAUCAUGUUCUCCUUAUUUGUUCAAGUCACUAUCAAGUCCUACUUCUUCUUCUUGCACGUCAGAGCUGGUUACAUGGUCGGCAUGACUAUGGAUGCAGUAUGGGUCCUGGUUCUCAUCUGCUAUGCGAUUUUGGUUGCGAACUCAAGCACGCAUAUCACUUACUCGGCUGACAAUACUGCGGUGAUGAUUUGCAAGUUGAUAAACAAAGAUCUGGAUCCGAGUUUUAGGAAACAGCUUGAAGGGUUCCUACUGCAGUUGCCUCACCACAACGCAAGAUUCUCUGCUCGUGGAUUUUUCCAGAUCCAUAAUGAGACCCUCACAUCAAUGGCUGGAGCGGUGACAACCUACCUGGUGAUACUGAUCCAGUUCCAGACUGAGAAGUAAUCCACCUAUACUAGUCAACUCGAGAGAAACAUUCAUUUUGAAAAAACUAAAUGUGUAAUUCUUAAUAUGUAGAUUCUUACUAGUCAUAUUUGUAGUAUAAUCCAGAAACUACAAAUUCUAUCCCAAUAUAGUACACCUGUAAAGUAAACUAAUCUUACAGCACAUUUAAAGCAGUAGAUCUUGUUUUAUUAUUAUUUUUGAAAUUAUUAAACUUAAACCAUAAUCUUUGAUCUGAAACAUACUAUUUGUAUUAUAUAAUUAGAGGCCUAUUAUCACAAAACCUAAUCAAAAUAACAAUACAGUAUUUUUAGUUUCCUUCAGUUAUUGUUUGCAUUAAACUACUACGAAUUAUGUUUAUAAUCAUAUAUACCUCUCAUUUUUCUGUUGUUUUACUUAUUGAUUCGAUUUUUCUUGUUGUUGCGAUCGCCAAAAGAUCUUCCCAACAACAAACAAUUCUAUUAAUUAGCCUUUCAGUUGGUAGUGGAAUUUUUCUAAAUACGUUUGGGAUGGAGAGAAUUUUAAUUAAUUUUCUCUUGGUACACAUCCUCAGAAACAUCAGUCAAGUCAACAUAAGUUCUGAAGAGAACCCCUUUUGCUGAUAUCCCUAAACAUCCCCUUUUAUACUUCCGUCAUUAGUUAUUCAGAUUUACUUUUUAUAAUGUUCAAAAUAAAAAUCUUUAUUUCAAUCCAAAAGUGAUCUUUACAACUUGCUCAUAAAAUAUAGUUUUAUAUUUUUGUCUAUGCUUCAAUUUUUAUUUAACAUAUUAACUGCCCCUUUCCUUUUUUAUUUUUAAAUUGUAUUUUUAAUAUUUCUGUGAUGUACUGUUAAUAUUACGUAUAGCAUUAAAUUGCACAAAUGAUAUCCUUCAAAUAUGUACAGGUCUACAAGGUGCCUAUUUUAUUUCACAAUAAUUAUUUCAUAUAUGUGUUAUUCAUUUAGCUUAUCGUAACUUAUAACGAUCACUUAUACCAUUAUUAUUUUCAUAGUAAUAAAAAUAUACGUUUGUGAUUGCUGA